AUGCGGGGCCUCGGGUUGCUGAGCCUAAGCGUGCGGAGCCUGGGGGUGCUGAGUCUGGGGGUGCUGAGCCUAGGGGUACUGUGUCUACACUACGGGAGCCUCUCUCGCCACAGCAGCUGCGCGAGUGGUACACUCGGCGCACACACCUACGGAGUGGCACUGCUGGAGCUGGAGGCCCUGAAUUUGCUAGUCCUGGAGGUUAUAGAGGUACUACUAGUACUGGAGGUACUGGGGGUGCUGGAGCUACUAGUCCUGGAGGUGCUACUGGUGCCUCGCCCCAACGGUCUAGCCGGCGGGAGCCUCUCUCACCACAGCAGCUGCGCGAUUGGUACACUUGGCGCACCCGCCUUCGAAGUCGUGCUGCUACUGGAGCUACCGGGGGGAAGUGCUGGAGCUGCUACUGGAAGUGCUGGAGCUGCUGGUCCUGGAGGUGCUGGAGCUGCUGGUCUUGGAGGUGCUCGUGCUGGAGGUACUAGACCUACCGGGGCUGGUGGUGGUGGUGCUGCUGGAGGUACUGGAGCUGCUGGAGGUACUGGAGGUGCUGGAGCUGCUGGAGCUGGUGGUGCUGCAGGUGCUGAAGCUGGAGACCCUGGAGCUGGAGGUGCUGGUGCUGGGGGUACUGGAGUUGGAGACCCUGGAGCUGGAGGUUCUGGUGCUUGGGGUGUUGGAGCUGUCGGUACUGACCAGUCGCAGCCACAGUUACAGCCAGCCUCCCCAUUACCUGCUCCUUCUCCUUACACUGAGCAGACAGACUCUCUUACAGAGCGUUGUGAGCCUGCGUCUCACCCUGCCUUGCCUGUUCGUGCUGGUCGCACUGGUAGUUGUGUUCCGUGUCUGCGUCCUCCUCCUUUCCCCGGCACUCACAGUAUGACACUUCGUCCUUCCUCUGUUCCACUUCGAGUUCCCCUGCCGUCUCAUCAUGCGUCCUCUCUUCCUGACGGUCCAGACCCUAAGUCUGACUUAGUUCGUGCUGCCAGUCCUACUAUCACCCUUCUCCUAGCCAGUGUUGUCACCGACCCUUCGUUUGAGUCCACUGCCGCGUCUGCCCUAGUUGCUGAGCUUGUCCACUUUACUGCUAGCUGUCGACUUGACUACGCCACUAUUCUUGUUGCUAAGUCUGAGUCUGUUUGUCCUACGUCCGUCAGGGGUGAGUGUGCUCUUAACACGGACGUCCUUAAGGACAGACAGGAAGACUUUGAGUGUCUUGCAGCUGCUGUACAUCAUCUCGUGUCCAUUCUGCCUGCACCUGAUGGAGAUCCGGAUGCUCCAGACAUCCCCACCCCGUGCUCUUACGCAGAGGCGAUUACGUGUCCCUACUCCCAUCACUGGCAUACAGCCAUGGACACAGAUAUGGCAUCAUGGAAGUCCAUAGGCACUUACAUCGACGCAGUUCCCCCUCCUAGGGCGAACAUUGUCGCUGGCAUGUGGAUUUUCAUGGUGAAGCGGCCGCCGGGUUCUCCGACUGUCUUCAAGGCUUGUUACGUUGCUAGAGGCUACGGUUAG
Messenger RNA from Closterium sp. NIES-65, 1503 nucleotides. NCBI's taxonomy places the organism in Eukaryota, Viridiplantae, Streptophyta, Zygnematophyceae, Desmidiales, Closteriaceae. The record is from the annotation of a GenBank genome assembly.